ACUUGAACAGGAUGUUGAUGCUACUGCUGGAGAGGAGCACAGCCCAGUCUUUCCCAGCCGAGCUGCUGGCUUCCGCGGAAAAGUGAGGACUCCCUGCUGCAGUGAGUUGCUUUCCUGUUGCAUCUUUGCUAUCGUUUCCUAGAUUUUGCUCCAUGAUUUAAUUUGAAAUUCUGAAAUGAAGAUGGAGGAGGCAGUGGGAAAAGUUGAAGAACUCAUUGAGUCCGAAGUUCCACCAAAAACAUCUGAACAAGAGACAGCCAAGGAGGAAGAUGGAUCUGUAGAACUGGAACCUCAAGUUCAAAAAGAUGGUGCAGCAGAUUCUACAGUUCUUUCUUCAAUGCCCUGCCUAUUGAUGGAACUGAGAAGGGACUCUUCUGAGUCUCAGUUAGCGUCCACAGAGAGUGACAAGCCAACAACUGGCCGAGUUUAUGAGAGUGACUCCUCUAAUCAUUGCAUGCUUUCCCCUUCCUCUAGUGGUCACCUGGCUGAUUCAGAUACACUGUCUUCUGCAGAAGAGAAUGAACCGUCCCAGCCAGAAAUAGCAGUAGAAGGUGACCCUUCAGGAGUGUCUGGCGCCACAGUUGGGCGCAAGUCUAGGCGGUCCCGUUCUGAAAGUGAAACAUCUACCAUGGCUGCCAAGAAAAACCGGCAAUCCAGUGAUAAACAGAAUGGCCGAGUUGCCAAGGUUAAAGGUCAUCGGAGCCAAAAGCACAAGGAGAGGAUCAGACUACUGAGGCAGAAACGGGAGGCUGCUGCAAGGAAGAAGUACAACCUGCUGCAGGACAGCAGUACCAGUGACAGUGACCUGACUUGUGACUCAAGCACGAGCUCAUCAGAUGAUGACGAAGAGGUUUCAGGGAGCAGCAAGACAAUCACUGCAGAAAUACCAGAUGGACCUCCAGUUGUAGCUCAUUAUGAUAUAUCUGACACCAGCUCUGACCCAGAAGUGGUAAAUGUGGACAAUUUAUUGGCGGCUGCAGUAGUUCAAGAGCACACUAAUUCUGUAGGCGGCCAGGACACAGGAGCUACCUGGAGGACCAGCCGGCUUCUAGAGGAGCUGAAUGCAGAGGCAGGUCAUUUGGAUCCAGGAUUCCUAACAAGUGACAAAACAUCUGCUGGCAAUGCACCACUUAAUGAAGAAAUUAAUAUUGCCUCUUCAGAUAGUGAAGUAGAGAUUGUGGGUGUGCAGGAACAUGCAAGGUGUGUUCAUCCUCGAGGGGGUGUGAUUCAGAGUGUUUCUUCAUGGAAGCAUGGCUCCGGCACACAGUAUGUUAGCACCCGGCAAACUCAGUCAUGGACUACUGUGACUCCCCAGCAGACUUGGUCUUCACCAGCAGAAGUUGUUGACCUCACCUUGGAUGAGGAUAGCAGACGUAAAUACCUACUGUAAUACAAUGUCACUGUGUUUCCUCUGCACUGUUCCCUUCCACUUCCUCCUCCUCUUUGUGACACAGAAGUUCAUUGUCAUAGCUUCAGCCUCAGAAGCUCUUUGUGGCAUUUGUAGAAUUAAAACUCAUGGAACCCCCCCCCCCCCUUUUUUUUUAAUUAAAAAAGUCACUUAGGAAAAUAACAUCACAGAAAAAACAAUUUCUUCCUUCAGUAGGAAUAUGAGAAUGAUGAAUUUUACUUAGUGACUUUUAAUCUUAGAAAAGUCACCUUUCUUUUAGAAUAAUAUUUUAAUUACCAAGUAAAGUGGAUUUCAGUUUUUGAAUCUUGUAUUUAUUUUUCUGUAUAAUGAAAUUAAUGUCUAGACUUGACCACUAUUCGCCCACCUCAUUGUCACUCCCACCUUGGGGCAUUCGCACACAUAUCAGUCAGGUCCUUAGUGGCACCUGGUAGGGCAUGUGCAUUUAAAAACCUUUCUUUAAAAAUAGAAGACAAAAAUAUUACAAGUAUUUUUUUCUUUUAGCUGGAAUCUUCUGCCUUUUUGAUUUGCUCCUGGUUGACUUCCUAUACCACAAAUAAUUGACAUGCCCUUUAUGUUUAUAAAUACUACUAAGUGACUUACUUGGUUUCCUUGUUGCAAUAAUUUUUAACUCUUUGGAAAAUUUUCUUUGGAACAGACACAUUUUGAAUAGAUGCCUACCAUGAAGUUUUCUGAGCAUCUGAAGUGAGUUCUAAAAGAUAAGUGGAAAAAUUUCUUUUCCUCAGCUUUUUCCCCAGGAGAACAGAAAAAAACCUUCUUACUUAGGAAACAUAUGAAAAGUGACUUUUAAGUAUAAAGGCACUUGGAAAUUGGAGAAGAAAGUGCCUUCUUCAUAGCUGGUCUCUCUGGAGAGGGUGUAUAACAGCUAUUUAACACCUCAGCUGAACUGGACCUGAGCUAUAUUUGGGUAUUUUUCUCCUCUAUAUUCUCAAAAAUAAAAAUAUUCCAGAAGAUGUCAGGUGCAAAGUACAUUAAUGACACUGUAAAUCUUACAGUAUCUAAAAGAAUAGCAAAGGGUAGUAGAAACUUCAGGGAGUUCAGGAAAUGCCAGCAUUGGGGUUUGUGGCAUUAGUUACUACCUUUUUUCCUAUAACGUAUAGUUACUAGUGAAUUAUUUUAAAAGCAAUAUCUAGAGGUAGAACACUAUGUAUUGUACAUAGGGAGGAGUGAAAUAAUACUGGCUCAGAAGACUUCACCUUUUGUGGGUUUUGUUUUGUUUGCUCUUUUCUGUUUUGUGUUUUUUGUUUCUACUGUUACUGGAUGAUAUUGCUAUGACCCUUUAUUUCCCUCCCCAAAUGCCUUGGUGACUCUUUCUGGUCCUAAAAGCAUGAGAACUCCCAUUUUCAGUUUCCAUUCAGUAAACACACAUUUACCCAGUGCUUGCUCUGCAUCAAGCACUCUGUAGGGUGGGUACUAUGGAGGCCUCCAAGCUGAAUGAGACACAGCCUGCAUGCGCAUGCAUCAGUCAGCCUGGCUCCACCUGCCUGGCCUUUUCUUCUUUUUGUGUAUGUGUGUAAAGACAACUUUAUUCCUUUACCCUACUUCUUGUUGCUUUAGUUCUUCGGUAUGCCUCUUCUUUCACAGGGAUGUAUUUGAGCAUGUGUUCUUCGAUCUUGUCUGAUAGCAUCUCACUUGAUCUGGCCUUCUCUGAUAGCAUCUCAUUUGAGUCACAGACUUUUUAUUUUUUCCUCCAAUCCAUUUUUAAUUGAUCAGGUUAAUAAGAUCAGCAACCUUCAGUUUUAGAACCUUGUAUAUCACAUUCUCUCACAUGGCCACAAUCCUAGACAAAAACCAAAGACCCAGAGGCCGGAGCGAAACAGGACCUCCUGAAGAUUCACUACUGGUGUAUCCUUGGACCUUCACAUUUUACUUUAGGAUUAAUUUAUUGAAUUUUACUGUUACACAUUUUUUUUUAACUUGAAGUAAAGUACUAGACAAAACAGAAAUGUAUAAUUUCUGGUCUGUGUUUUCCAGGAAAAUCAUUGGGAAGAGAGUAGCAUGGAGUAUAUGACUUGAAGUUUUUACAACUUACCCCUCCCACCCCCUCACGCCCCCCCCCCCAGCAUCAGGGCACAGUCUUACUUUAAGGAAUGUGUUUUUUUUUUUUUUAUUACUUAUUUUAAUGUUAAUUGUGUGUUUCGUCUAACUCCAUACAGCAGGUGAUUUCCUAUGACAUGCUUUCUUUAAUCCCUAACAGUCAUCAGCUAAAGAGAGAAUUUUUUUGAAUUGCUGUGUACACUGUGGAUGGGGACAGAGUGGAGUUGCAACCGAACUCUUUUCUGGCCUCUUGCCUUUAUAUUAGGUUGCACUUACCCCUCACUUGUUCCUUUUCUAACUCCCUGACCACCUCAUUUGAUGCACCAGAACAGAAAUUUAGGCAUUAAGAUGCAAAAAAGGAAAGGGAGACACUCUGCUGUCUUUCCUACCUACUAGGUUGGGACUUUUAACCUAAAAACUAGUUAGAAUGUCUUUUGGCUCUUCUUUCAUUGCUACAUGUAGAAGAGUGGAGAUGGGGUUUCAGGCAAGGUUUUCUAUGAUCCCAUGCCAUUCGAAAUUUCUUUUAAAGGGAUUGUUUUCUUAACCACAUUUUCCCUUUUGGUAGCAUAAAUAGUUCCUCAUGCCUCAUAAGACAUUGUUCAGAGUAACAUCUCUGUUAAAGUGGAACAAACAGUUGGGUCACUGAUUGCUUUAUGCCACAACUUGUUUCCCUUGCAGUUUGAAAAAACAGAGCAACAACCUUGUUGGAUCAUCGUGACUGCCCUGUAACUUAUAAUUGUGGCUCAGCAGUAAUUUUUCAUUUUGAUGGUAGGGGCCAGACUGGGUGGACUCCAUUAUUUACAAUCAGGUAUCCUAUAAACUCUGCUUUUGUUGUCAAUUGUGAACAUGAGUUGAUUUGCUACUUUAGUCAUUUGUUCAUAUUUACUUUAACAAAUUAACACCAAGGUAACUUAAAAUAAACUUGUUGCCUGCUUUUUCUAAUAUGUCACAAGGUUUUUGAGAAAGCCUGAGACAUAAUUUUGUCUUUUAGUUUUAACCAUUUUUUAAGGCAAAGAGCUGAGCCCCUAAUCCUUGUUCUCCAAUAUGUGUAUGAUGUGACUUCCAUGUAUAUAUAAAAAUGAUUGCACCCUAACCAAACUUCCUCAGAUUGUGCACUGUUUGUUUAAAAUAAUCACGUAUUUUAGUCCAAUGCUGUUGUAUUUUUUCAUUUUAUUUAAAACACUACUUCGUAUUCUUUUAACAAAUUUUAAAGGGUAGUGAUCUUUAAAAAAAAAUCACUGGAUAACUAGGAAUUUUUUGUUGUUGUUUUGUGUUUUAAAAGAGUAGAAAGGUCAUUGAGCCUUUUACUUCUCUUACCAUGAACAUGGAAUGUCAGCCAUUGUGUGGCUAGGAACCGAUGCACUUGGCGGGUAACAGAUCUGCUGUUGCUGGGGUGUAAGCGUGGACUUGAUGCAGUGACGACAAAUCAUUGCGUAGAAGUGAUGUUUCCAGAUGUGCAACUCUAGUUUUUAAAAUGAAAUUUGGUUCUUUACAUUCAUUACUUAGUUUUUGUUUCCAUUUAGUAUUUAAUGGUCUUUGGAGAAAAAAAUAAUAAAACAGAGUGUUAUAUAUAUAUUUUUUGGUGCAAGAUAAGAUUUUCUGUUUUUUGAAAUAAGUCUGUAGCAUAAAGGUUAAACUAUUUUAAGACAAAAUAAAAUAGAGUGUAUUUAAACAAUGA
Molecule: messenger RNA, 5141 nt
Organism: Chinchilla lanigera (long-tailed chinchilla)
Lineage: Eukaryota; Metazoa; Chordata; Mammalia; Rodentia; Chinchillidae
Gene: Ark2n
Product: chromosome unknown open reading frame, human C18orf25
Exons: 5
Coding region: 176-1390 (404 amino acids)
Biological process (GO): ubiquitin-dependent protein catabolic process
Molecular function (GO): ubiquitin protein ligase activity
Source: RefSeq, a predicted model, not a curated record